Camelina sativa (false flax) is the source of this 749-nucleotide messenger RNA. Its product is annotated as CASP-like protein 4D1. NCBI's taxonomy places the organism in Eukaryota, Viridiplantae, Streptophyta, Magnoliopsida, Brassicales, Brassicaceae. The record is from RefSeq and is a predicted model, not a curated record.
AUUCAUUCCUUGUAAUUCGAACAUAUAUAGCUCAGCCUUAAUCAUCUUCAUCUUUACUCUUUAAAGUGAAACUAGUUAUUAACGAGAAAAUUAAUAUGGCUCCACCACCUCCUUCACCGCCGUCGGUUACGUUGAGGACAGUACUCCUCCUCUUUAGGGUUUUGACAGCGGCUUUCUUGGUUAUAACGGUGGUCCUCAUCAGCACCAACACCGUCACCCUCGAAAUUUCAAGAACGUCUAUCAAAUUGCGUUUUAACGAUGUGUAUGCUUUUAGAUACAUGCUGUCUGCUGCCGUCAUCGGACUACUUUACGCCCUCGUACAACUGUUCUUGCAAAUCACUCAAUUCGCCACCGGAACUACACAUCCUCUUAAUUAUCAAUUCAAUUUCUAUGGUGAUAAGAUAAUAUCAUAUUUACUUGCAACGGGUUCUGCGGCUGGGUUUGGAGUGAGCAAAGAUUUGAAAGACACAUACCUAGCAUUUAUAGUGUUUGAUUCGACUGAUCCUGUGGAUGAGUUCUUCAGUAAAGGAUACGCAGCGGCCAGUCUUCUCCUCUUGGCUUUCGUCUCUCUUGCCGUUUUAUCCGUUUUCUCAUCCCUUGCUCUUUCUAAGCAACCAAUUCAAAACUCAUAAACACACAUAUAUAUCAUUGUAUCCCUACAUGCAUUCCUUCAUUCUAAUUCAUGGUUCUCCCACCAAAUGUGGAAUUCAAUAAAAUUAUAUUAUAUGCUUUUUAAGAUUCUUUGGUCA